This is a messenger RNA of Linderina pennispora, 678 nucleotides long. RefSeq lists its product as uncharacterized. The transcript has a single exon. The coding region runs from base 1 to 678 and encodes 225 amino acids. Lineage: Eukaryota; Fungi; Kickxellomycota; Kickxellomycetes; Kickxellales; Kickxellaceae. The record is from RefSeq and is a predicted model, not a curated record.
AUGACGCGGCGACAUCGACGGGGGCUGCCAUAUUGGGCAGCAAGCAGGCGGUCCCAAGGAAAAGCCGGUGCUGCCAAAAGUGGCCAGAAGCUACCCCAGAUUACGCCAGUGCCGGUUGGAAGCAACAAGAGCAACGGCAGCAAGCAGUGGGACGAGAUGCUUGAUACCGAAGGCAUUGAUUUCUCGCAGGACCUGGAGUUUGGUGAUGGUGCCACGGUGCGGAUAAGCCCUGUGCCACUGUCUCCUCAGCCCAAGGAGCCACCACUAGCUACUGCUGCACCUAAAACAGCAACCACAGCAGCCAGAUGCAGUAGCCGUUGCUGUUGCUGCAGAUCCAAAGUCGGAGCCAGUCAAAUCGAGCGAGCGAAACAUCAAAUCGAAGCCAAAUGCCAGCAAAUCGGCCAAAUCGCCGGUGAAGUCGCAGAGACUAAUGGCCCAGCUUGGCCCACGGCCAACAGCGCAGAUAAACAGCAGCAACAACAAGAACAACAGCAGCAGCAGUCCGUUGAUCGGAAGGUCGAGGUAAAGGUCUGGGGAAAGCCUGCCAAGACGGUUGCACCAGCCAAGACUGACGAUGCCGGGGAUGCAUCACCAAAUACACGGUGGUGGAAGGCAAGCUUGUCUGGUGGGUGCACGAGCAGCUCCACGGCCAGAAAUAACAACAGCAGCGACAUCUGA